GGGGAGGAAGAGGGGUUGUAGGGAUUGUGAUUGAAUAACAUUCUCUAUGUAAACGAUCUCUGGGACUAUGGAGUCGACUGUUCAAUAACAAGAUCCUCGACUAUAUGCACUGAAACAGGACCUGGUAUUGGAGAGAAAAACAGAAAAUGCUGAAAAUACUCAUUUAUGGAUAGGGAAACAGCAUUAACCUAUCAGGUUGAUGAUAUGAAGCCUAGUUAUAAACUCUGAGAUGGGACCGUUGAUGUAUCUCCUAUGCUGUGCAACGGGGUCCAAACUGAAGCCAUGCCUCUGUUUGGGAAUGUCUUCAGUCCGAAGAAAACUCCACCUAGGAAGUCGGCUUCUCUCUCCAGUUUACACACGCUCGAUCGCGUGAGCCGUGAAGUUGAGCUAGGCUUGGAUCAUGGUGCUCCUGUGAUGAAUAUUGGAGGACAGAGCCUGAAGUUUGACAACGGCCAGUGGGUGUCAGAGUCUGUGGGUGACGGCAGCACACAGAAGGAGGUUCAGCGCUUGCGGAGACGUAACCAGCAGCUGGAAGAGGAGAAUAACCUUUUACGGCUAAAAAUUGACAUUCUGUUGGACAUGUUAUCUGAAACAACGGCAGAAUCACACCUGAUGGAGAAGGAGUUGGAGGAACUGAAAACCCAUAACCGCAAGAGGAAAUGAGAGAUUGCAAUAAGACUGGAAGAUGAAGUGAAAAAUGUGCAUCACAGUGGGACUGCGGGGGUUGGGGGGGAGCGGGUAGAGGAAGAGCAACUGAACAACAAUAGGAAAAGGUUGAAGUGUGUACAACAGGUCUGUUUGGAGACAUGGAGAUUUCUGCUUCGUAUCUCCAAUCAGACCUAGGAGGUGGGACCCACCACCCAUUACGCAGGCCUACAUCCUCACCCUGGGGAGAAAGGAUGACUUUCUGGGAAAAUCAGGAAUGUUGUUGAGACAGUCAGUUUCACAAAACUUUCCUUGUGUGCACUAUAAUGCCCAGUGAAUGAACGACAUGAUGGACUAAGCACAAUGUACCCCACACACUCUGAGCUCAAAUUUUCAAUCGACAUUCAGUUCAUCAGCUGCUGAAAACAUCUGAAGUCAACUCCAUUGGAAACACCUCUGAAUGGACUGAUAACAGGAAUCCAUGCAUAGGAAUCUUUUGUGUUCAAUGUGGAACUGAGUGGGUAGGGUUAUGGGGAACUGCCCAUUUCAGACUCCUGGUAACUGUGCAGGAAGGUUGUGCAAUGUCAUUGGCAGUAGUUCCCAAAACCCAGUGUAUAUUUCUCUUUUCUCCCCCACGAAAAGGUUUAUCUCAACAUUUAUCUCUGCAAUGAUAUUUAUUUUUUUAUCCAUUAUCCUCAUUAAGUCAUAGCUUUUAAAACCCUUUUCAGUCCCAGUGGAGCUCUCUCCUUCUAUCCCACAACUGCUAUGGUUUGUGUGCAGGUGACAGAGGCUAAAUUCUCUGCACCUGCAUGGUGCCUUCGCAUGGAGAAUGAAUGGGACUGUUGAUCUUAACACAGAGCAGCAGCAAGGUGCUGAGGUAGUUUGUGUUCAUUUGCUCCUCUGCUCGAGUGGACCGUAAGAACAGAAGAACUAGGAGCAGGAGUAGACCAUUCGACCCCUCAAGCCUGCCAUUCAGUAAGAUCAUGGCUGAUCUGAUUGUGGCUUUACCUUCACUUUCCUGCUUGCCCCACCCAAUGCCCCAUUACCAUUUCUCCUUUCAACCAUCUCCAAAUUUCUGCACAUCUUUGUUUCCUCCAAGGUGUUUCUGUAAUACUAAAACACAAACCAAGUUAUCCAUCACUUGCUGCUGUUUUAUAAGCUUGGCUUGUAGGGGAUGCUAACCAAUUGGUUUUCUUGAUUUAUAAGGGCUGUAAGGAUGGUUCUAGGGCAGAGUGUCCAGGAGCUAAACUAUUAGUUAAAGCUUUGUUUCUGUGUGAUUGUAUCUGUCUCUUUCAGGUUGUAAUUAAAACACC
Messenger RNA from Carcharodon carcharias (great white shark), 1958 nucleotides. RefSeq names its product chibby homolog 1 (Drosophila) (gene cby1). The coding region runs from base 253 to 663 and encodes 136 amino acids. The transcript is spliced from 5 exons. The record is from RefSeq and is a predicted model, not a curated record. Lineage: Eukaryota; Metazoa; Chordata; Chondrichthyes; Lamniformes; Lamnidae.